Molecule: messenger RNA, 2192 nt
Organism: Drosophila santomea
Lineage: Eukaryota; Metazoa; Arthropoda; Insecta; Diptera; Drosophilidae
Product: hornerin
Exons: 1
Coding region: 126-2060 (644 amino acids)
Source: RefSeq, a predicted model, not a curated record
AUGGUAUCAGUUUUCAGGCUUUCAGCUUUGUGGCAUAGCGUAUCCCAGCGAACUCUAACCCGUAAAACCAAGCGAAACCAACAAAUAUUACACCAGCGAAGGAAAAUCCCAAAGAAGAGAUCAGCAUGAGCGAGUUGUCCAGACUGCAGCAGCAGCAGGAUCAGGAGCAAGUUCCCCAGGAGCUGAUCGACUGCGACAUUGCCUCUUUGGAUGAUACGACCUCCGAGGUGGGGGUUGUCAAGACGCCACCCCGUAACAAGCAAUACACCAAUGCCCUGAAGAAGGUGAACAAGUUGCAGCGCGUUCUGGAGCAGGCCCUGGUCAUGCUGGCCGAGAAGGAGGCCUGGGGCCAGGAGGGCGAUGUCAGGAUGCCAUCCAGUAACAAGCGAUACACCAAAGCCAUGAAUAAGGUGACUAAGGUGGAGCGCAUGCUGGGACACGCACUGAUUCUGCUGUCCGAGGAGGAGUUCAAGUGCCGGGAGCAGGCGCAGGAAGGGGGCUCCAAGAAGGCCAAGAAGCAGCUGAAGAAGAAGGCCAAGAAGGACAAGAAGAAGGCCAAGAAGCUGGCCAAGAAGCAGGCCAAGAAACAGGCGGAGGAGCAGACGGCAACUGGGGAGGAGCCCCCCAACACCUCCAGCUCCAGCUCCAGUUCCAGCUCUAGCUCCUCCAGCUCCAGCUCAUCCAGUUCCAGUUCGAGCUCCGAUUCCGAGGACGAAGAGGUAUUCUACGGCUACGGCUGGGCCAGCAAUCCUUGGCGCCGUGGACCACAUGGCCAUCACGGCUUCGGUCGCCGGCUUGGUCACGGUUUUGGCCACAAACAUGGUCGCAAGCAUGGCCACAAGCAUGGUCACGGACCUCAUCAUCAUGGCCGACAUGGACAUGGACAUGGACAUGGACAUGGACAUGGCCGCCCUCACCACCGCCAUCCACAUGGUCACCACUUCGGACCAACUCAUUUUGCACCCCUCUUUGGACCACAUUUUGGACCACCCGCUGGACCUUCUCUCUAUGACAUCGAUCGCAGAUCCUUUGGCGGACCCUGGCAGGAUCAGUGCCAGUUUUUUCGAUGGAUGGGCCUGCCGCGGGCCCAGAAGAAUGCCGCGGCCUGUCGGAGGAGCCACUCGCUGCCUAGACUAUCUCGGCGCGACUGUCGUGGAGAUCUCGGACUCGGAUUCGGAUUCGGACCAGAAUACGGAUACGGAUAUGGCCAACCGUGUCGACCACAUGACCGUCGAGUAGAGAGAUCCCUUUCCCGUUCGAGGUCCAGUUCCAGUUCCAGCUCCAGCUCUAGCUCCAGUUCUUCCUCGGAGGAUGAGAAGAAAGGGAAGAAGUGCAAGGGCAAAGGCAAGGGCAAAGGCAAGGGCAAAGGCAGAGGAAAGGGAAAGGGCAAGGACAAGAGAAGAAGGCAGCGCUCCUCCUCCAGCUCCUCAUCUAGUUCCAGCUCCUCAUCGAGCUCCAGUUCCUCAUCGAGCAGCAGCUCCAGUUCGGAUGACGAAGUGCAAAAGAGGCACCGCCGACAUGGGCGUCAUUUCGGACCGCCCCAUGGCCACCACUUCGGGCCUCCACAUGGCCAUCACUUUGGGCCACCACAUGGCCAUCACUUUGGCCCUCCACAUGGCCACCACUCUGGUCCAUCACAUGGCCACCACUCUGGUUCAUCACAUGGCCACCACUCUGGUCCUCGCCAUGAAGGUCACCGUGGCCACCACUUUGGUCCCCAUCAUGGCGGUCACCAUGGCCAUCAUUUUGGCCCGCAUCACAACAGACAACAUGGCCCCCAAAGAGAACCCACUGAAGGACCAGCAUUUGACCACCAGCGCCGUCCGGAGUUUCCUUUCGCCCAUCAUGGACCACCACCAGCUGAGUUCCCAGGUCAUCGCAGUCGUUCCCUGUCCCGAUCCCAGUGCCGCAACGAAAAGCAGACUCGUUUCCCAUCCUGUGUCGAGGAAAAGAGCGCCAAAGUCGAGAAGGAAGAGUGCAAGAAGGGAAAGAAGGGAAAGAAGGGAAAGAAGCACGGAAAACGCGGUCAUGGACAUGGACAUGGACAUCAUCGUGGUUAGGCAAUCACAGCCAGCGUUUAAGAUGCACUAGGACUCCUUCAAUACAACCUAUACCCAUAUAUAUAUCUAUACAUAUAUAUAUAUAUAUACUAUACUUUUAAUAUCCAGAAGCUUCUGUAUUAUUAUAUAAAU